GUCGGCCAGAAGGAUAGUUUCGGUAUUGGCAGCAUUGACACUGCUCAUGACAAGCGCGCCCAGUGUGCAGGGUUUUGUCGACGACGACAAGAGUGUCGAGGACGACCAGCGAAGGCGGUGGGUGGUGGGUGUUGACGUCGAGGAGCGUGUUUGACCGUGUUUACGCCCGACGCGCACCUUGCCACUGGUUACUAAACUUGGCCGUGACCGCGACUGUGCCGAACAGGCGUCAGCGUGGAUUCGACCCUCUCCUCGCCAUCCUCCUCGUCUAGCAUGGCACCCAAGCACUGGCUCAUGAAGGCAGAGCCCGACUCCCGUAUUGUCAAGGGAAAGGACGUCAAGUUCAGCGUGGAUGAUUUUGCAACGGUCAGCACGACUGCCUGGGAAGGCGUAAGGAAUGCCGAGGCUAGGAAUAUCAUGAAGAGCAUGCACGUUGGCGACAAAGUUCUGUUCUAUCAUUCCAAUUGCAAGAAUCCUGGCAUAGCCGCUUUUGCGGAGGUUUCCAAGGAAGCGUAUCCAGAUUAUACCGCCUGGGACCCGGACCACCCGUAUUAUGAUGCUAAGACCGACAAGGCAAACCCAAAGUGGUACAUGGUCGAUGUGACCUUCCGCUCUCGCGCGAAGCACUUCAUUCCUCUAUCUCUCAUCAAGCAUCUGGCAUCCUUGUCCUCAUCUUCGGUCUCGGAUCCACCUGAUGAAGUAGACUACAUAGGCAAAGAGGGCAUGAAGGCCAUCAAAGAGAUGGCACUCAUCAAUCGAGGAAGAUUGAGCGUCCAGCCGGUCGAAGAGACGACAUGGGCCGUCUUGGAAAUGCUGGCCGAACGGGGUGGUUGGGAUGAUAUGAAUACCAAACCUUCGAAGCGGAAUACCCGGAAGGUACCAGCUAAGAAGCCCCAGACUCAAAAGACGAAAGGCAAAUCUUCAGCGAAAGAGGACCUUGAGGCUUUCCAGGAUGAAAGCAAUGUAGAGCAAAUCGACGCGGGGGAAGAUUAUGAACCAGGACAUGCGACCAUCGGUAAAACGAGAGGUCGCAAACGGAAGGCGGAGACGGCGGUCGACGCCAGUAGCGAAGAGCCGCCUGCUCGUAGAUCCACGAGGGCAAGGAACUGAACUAGAUACCCCUUGGGUUUUUCCCGAUAUACCUUGUCUUCUUGCAUGUUGUAGAUAACAGUUCGCCAUACCCUUCCACUGGCUUGAUGGACCUAGUUGUUUAUUGGCCUCAGUCAGACAUAUAAGCUGAGCAUCGUCAAGUAAUGCUACAGUGAGUUGAUAUAUUGGCAAGAAGACUACACUACGG
Messenger RNA from Somion occarium, 1297 nucleotides. NCBI's taxonomy places the organism in Eukaryota, Fungi, Basidiomycota, Agaricomycetes, Polyporales, Cerrenaceae. The record is from the annotation of a GenBank genome assembly.